Molecule: messenger RNA, 1862 nt
Organism: Salvia miltiorrhiza (redroot sage)
Lineage: Eukaryota; Viridiplantae; Streptophyta; Magnoliopsida; Lamiales; Lamiaceae
Exons: 5
Coding region: 357-1409 (350 amino acids)
Biological process (GO): tRNA threonylcarbamoyladenosine modification
Cellular component (GO): EKC/KEOPS complex; cytoplasm
Source: RefSeq, a predicted model, not a curated record
GACUUAACCGGGGUUAUUUGCCCCUGUUAGCAAUACACAUAAAAGUCAAUUUGAAACCAAAAACUGAAAAACCCUAUCAAUUCAUUCUGCCCGCCGCCUCCCUCUACAGUGAUCACACACUCUCCUCUACCCUUCUCCCGCCGCCGCCGCUCCCCGUUCUGUCCCCCGGAAACCGUCCAUCCACACCGGCGCGGCGGCGAGCUUCGUCGAGUCCUUGCAGCGACCGCUCACCACUUCCCCAGUUCGGCGCCGGCCCGCCCCGCCUUCGGCCCCUUCCCCCUUUUCAAGUCGCAACGCCGGCUCUCCUCCCUUCUACGGUUGACAGCAGCAACUCCAGCAGCAGAAAGCAGAUAGUUAUGGCGGAGAAGAAACGGCUAAUAGCGUUAGGGUUUGAAGGCUCCGCUAACAAAAUUGCUGUUGGUGUUGUGACGCUGGACGGUUGCAUUUUGUCGAAUCCUCGUCAUACAUACAUCACACCGCCAGGGCAAGGUUUUCUCCCCCGCGAAACCGCCCAACACCAUCUCCAGCACGUGCUGCCGCUUCUCAAACAGGCGCUGGCUGAGGCCAACAUUACAGUGGAGGAUGUCGACUGCCUUUGCUAUACCAAGGGCCCGGGAAUGGGUGCCCCUCUCCAAGUAUCAGCUAUAGUCAUUCGCAUCUUAUCACAACUUUGGAAGAAACCAAUAGUUGCAGUCAAUCACUGUGUAGCGCAUAUUGAGAUGGGGAGGAUAGUGACUGGGGCAGAUGAUCCGGUUGUGUUGUAUGUGAGUGGAGGAAAUACUCAGGUCAUUGCCUAUAGCGAGGGCAGGUAUCGUAUCUUUGGGGAGACAAUAGAUAUUGCAGUUGGAAAUUGCUUGGACAGAUUUGCUAGGGUUCUUAAUCUGUCGAAUGACCCCAGUCCUGGCUACAACAUCGAGCAGCUUGCUAAGAAGGGAGAAAAGUUUAUAGAGCUUCCUUAUGUUGUGAAAGGAAUGGAUGUUUCUUUUAGUGGGAUAUUGAGCUAUAUUGAAGCAACAGCAGAAGAGAAACUUAAAAAUGAUGAGUGCACCCCUGCAGACUUGUGUUAUUCCCUGCAGGAAACUUUGUUUGCAAUGCUUGUGGAGAUCACAGAGCGGGCAAUGGCACAUUGUGAUACGAAGGACGUGCUAAUUGUUGGUGGUGUGGGAUGCAAUGAACGGUUGCAGGAAAUGAUGCGUGUUAUGUGUAGCGAAAGGGGAGGGAAGUUAUUUGCAACUGAUGAUCGAUACUGCAUUGACAACGGGGCGAUGAUUGCCUACACAGGGCUCCUUGCAUACGCUCAAGGCCAGACAACUCCGUUACAAGAAUCUACGUUUACUCAGCGAUUCAGAACGGAUGAAGUAUUAGCAGUUUGGAGAGGGAAGGAAGAAUUUAAAUUAAAUGGCAAUUGACAAGGUAUUCUCUAAAUAUGAGCGAUUCAACUUUUAUGUGUUUAUUUUUAAUUUUUUUUGUUGAUGAAAACUUGCGUUGUUACAGCUACUAAUCAAAUGGUAAUCACAAUUAAUUAAUUAUCUAUUUGCAUUGCAGGUCAUCCACGUGUAUUAUUUGCUAUCAGGAUCUGUAUUAGGAUGUUGGAAAAAGAAUUACUCGAAGAUGUACUGAUUUAUACUGGGGAUUCUUUCUCUUUUCAUUUUUUUUUUGUCUAUUGAUCUUUGUAAUAGUUACUCUGUGCAACCGUGCAAGAAUGAUGACUCGAACUAAUUUCGAGUCCAAGGAUAGGCUUCUAAAGUUGAUGUUUUAGUAUCUACUUCUAUACCAUAAUGCAGUGCAAUAUUGUGAAUGCCAUAUAGAGAACACUAAUUAGGAAUUAAUUAUUAAAUGAAGCAUUAUAAAUUAUACUCCAA